Molecule: messenger RNA, 2073 nt
Organism: Siniperca chuatsi (mandarin fish)
Lineage: Eukaryota; Metazoa; Chordata; Actinopteri; Centrarchiformes; Sinipercidae
Gene: crp1
Product: C-reactive protein 1
Exons: 3
Coding region: 168-851 (227 amino acids)
Source: RefSeq, a predicted model, not a curated record
AGUCACAUGGACAGUGUCACUCAGCUCUCACACACCAGGCCUAUUGUCAGAGUAUCUGUUGAAGAGCUGACGUCAUGCCCGGUGCUAGGAGGGAAGAGGACUGGGCGCGGGGCAUUAGUAAGCAGGACUGAGUUAGCAACAUCGAGGAACAACAAAACAACGGCAAAAUGAGUGUCAACACUGUGAGGUUUGCUGUGCUUGUACUUGGAUGGUCUAUGACACUCUCCUCUGCCACCCAAAUGGGUCUGAGCGACAAAGUCCUGGUUUUCCCUUAUGAGACAGACUUCAGCUUCGUGGCCCUGAUUCCGCAGAAGGAGAUGGCGUUGAGGGCCUUCACUCUCUGCAUGCGUGUGGCCACCGAGCUGCCGGAAGAACGGCAGAUCAUCCUGUUCGCCUACCGCACAGCUGACUACGACGAGCUCAACGUGUGGCGUGAGAAGGAUGGACGCAUCUCCUUCUAUAUGAGCGGUGACGGCACCUCCUUUCACCUGCCACCCCUCACCACCUUCCGCACCAGCCUCUGCCUGACCUGGGAGUCUCGCACCGGCCUUGCUGCUUUUUGGGUGGAAGGGAAACGCAGCACCUACCAGGUCUACAAACCGGGGCACACCAUCCGUCCAAAAGGCACCGUCCUCCUGGGGCAGGACCCAGACAAACACCUGGGGGGUUUAGAGGCCGUGCAGAGCUUUGUUGGGGAGGUGACUGAUCUGAAUAUGUGGGACUUUGUGCUCUCCAGGAGCAUGAUCCAAGCCUGGCACUACGGGCACAAGGUCCCCAAGGGCAACAUCUUUGACUGGGCCACUAUCGAGUAUGAGCUGAACGGAAACGUGAUGGUGGUGGAUGAUGACUGACUUGGUGUGAAAUCAGAUGCAGAGAGGGAUGCGCCUUUAGAGAUCUGUGUCAGGCUGAUACUGUCAUGUGUGAUUGUCUUUAGAUUCAGUGUUGUUUUAUAUUAGGGCCCUUCAACUGAUCUUCCAUCAAGUCCACAAGUCAAGUGUUUUAAUGUUGCAAGAAGAGCCUCUUGAUGAUUAGGUCAAGAGAAUAGAAAGGAGCUGUGUUUUUAGGGCUUUCCGUAUCUUGGUUGAAUAUCCUCCUAUAUGUAACCUGUAACUAUUUUCAGCAGCAAAAUGCACUGACAACAAAAGCCAAUAUUUUGUGGUACACAGAAGUCAGUUGUCAGUUGUUUUACAUCAGUAACUCCUUACGCAUCACUCAAACCUUUUGCUAAACGGUCACUCAGUAACUCAGUUGUUGUGAGAACAAACUGGUAAAUCUCAAGCACAAAAUGUUGAUGUGCCAGAUGUAUCCAUAGGGUGGCACUCUCUGCUAGUUCACAUCAAACAGACACUCGUGUCAACCGAAGCAAUAUCUUGCCUGCAUCCACUUAUUUGAUUUGGCAUAGUUAUAUUUAUGGAGGUUAUUAACGAGGCCACCGAUAACUGAUUAAUAACUGAUUAAAAUGUUAAGAAAAAGAAAUGAGUUGCUACAAUCCAGACCAAUUUAAAUACGUACUUUUAUUUGCAGAAGGUGAACAUUUAGCAGAUAAAAUAACUAAGACAUCUGCUUACAUUACCAUGAUGCUAUAAUGUAUUUAAGAGCAAAUUUCAAGCCUUUAAUAAGAUGCAUUUUAAAUAAAUAAAAAAUUAUUUCAAAAUAUCUUCUAACUAAAAUGAUCUUGAGAUGAGAGUUUUUUUGGUCAGAAUUUAACAUAUUGUAACAUGUUACAAUACAUCUUACAUGUUGUAAGGCAACUACCAUGUAUGCAAUUAGUAUGUAAUUAUUUGUCCAAUGAUAUUGAUGAUAAAAAUGUGAAGGACAUAUUAGAAACAGCAAACUGGGAGAUGCGUUAUUUCUACUGUAGACUUAAUGAUUUAACUGCACUCAGAGACAAAUAGCAAUUAUCAUGUUUAAUAUCCAUAGCCAUAAUGUUGCCUUCAGUAAGCGUACUCACUCAUGAAUUUUCCAUGUUUCAACUGAUGCAAGAAUGCUUUUGGGUCUGAAAUAAAAUCUUGCCAUGUGCAUAAUAAUAAUAAUAAUAAUGUUUGUAAUUAAAGAGAAUAUUUCUUCUUUGAA